Molecule: messenger RNA, 2303 nt
Organism: Cornus florida
Lineage: Eukaryota; Viridiplantae; Streptophyta; Magnoliopsida; Cornales; Cornaceae
Exons: 2
Coding region: 1289-2080 (263 amino acids)
Molecular function (GO): protein binding
Source: RefSeq, a predicted model, not a curated record
GCCGGAGUCGCCGAGAAAUAAGGUGAAGUUCUUGUGUAGUCAUGGCGGCAAAAUACUGCCGAGGCCCGCCGACGAUUACCUCAAGUACGUCGGCGGCGAGACCCGCGUCGUCUCUGUCCCCAGAGACGUCAAAUUCUCCGGUAAGCACACUUCAAUCAUCAUAUUGUCUUGUUAUAUAUACCACACACACAUGAAUAAUGCUAGGCAUUGUACCAUUGAUCUUAUUUAAAAUUUUACUGAAUAUAAAUUCCACAGAGAGAAAAAAGAAUGUUCGCGCUACAUAACAACUUCAUUUAUAGGUUGACAGCUUGUUUUUCUUUCUAUUUUCGUUUUUAGGUAUUAGUUUCUUCCUCUUAUUUAUUUAAGUUUUUUUUUUUCUUCUAUUUUUUAGGUGAUAUAUUUUUCAUUAUUUAUGUUACAUUAUAAACAAGAAAAGUUAUUCAUUUUAGGGUGCAAAUGAAUCAAGUCGAGCCCAGCCGAGCUUGAGCCUGUUUGGGCUCGUUAGUUUGUGGGCUUAACUAAGAAUUGUGAUGAGUUCAAAAAGCUGAACUCGGGUGCGGCUCGUUUAAUAACAAAUGUCCCUCAAACUCAAUUUAAGCUCUAUUCAAAAUCAUUUGGCUUGUUCAUGAAUGUAUACAGGCUUACAUAACUCUAUGUUCAUGAACAUGUUCACGGACUUGCGUUAAUGGAACAUGUUUACAAGUCCUGCACUAGUCUAUGUUCACGAACACAUACGAGCCUACACGAAUUUAUAUUUACGAGCCUGCGCAAGUCAAGUCCAAUAUUGUACGGGAUCAGCUCAUUUACUUAAUGAACGAGCCUGAGUUAUUAAUCAAGAGCUCAGUUCAUUGACAUCCCUAAUUCGUUGUAACUAACAAUUACAAGAAUGUAAUGAGAGUAUGCUCGUAAUAGACUUACUUUAAGGACUUAUAUUUCAAGUCAAUAUGUUAUAAUAAUUUUCUGUAUUUAUAAUUAGAAUUACUACUUUGGCCUCCAACCGAAAUUUUUUGCUCCUAUUAGAUCCACCAACUGCAAGUUUCAUUUGAUCUCAUAAAAAUAAAAAUAGUAAAUUCGUGAAUGUACUUUAAUAUAUGUAAGUGAUAAAGAAACUGACAAGAGACUAAUCUGAUAAACCUACUUGUAAUCCAUAAUCCAUGUGAUAAACUAAAAUGAUUAAAGAUUAGUAUAAUUACUAACGGACCAAUGUCUCAGCGGUAUCAUACCCUUAUCCCUAUUUGUCAAAGAGAGAUUAGAGGUUUGUGCAUCAGUGGAGACAUGAAUGUAACUAAUGGCGAAACUUAGCAAUCUAUUUGAUGGUGAAAUGGUCCUCAAGUAUCAAUUAAUUCCAGAGGACCUUGAUACCCUCGUUUCGGUAAAAUCCGAUGAGGAUGUCCGCCACAUGCUUGAAGAAUAUGACCGCCAUGAAAGUACAGGGACCUUAAGGCUUCGAGCCUUCCUCUUCCCAGCCAACCCAAUUGUAAUGGACAACCAAACCCAUCCCAUGGACACACAUUCGCUUGAGCAGCGUUACAUUGAUGCCAUUAAUGGAAUCAUUCGUGCUAAUAAUGCAAAACAUACCUCCAGUACCAAUCCAAACCCUCCACCCCACACCAUUUCAUCCACGGGCUCAUCCCCGAAAUCCCAAGAAAGCUGUGCCAUUGACAACAUGUUAGUAUUGAAUGGGCAGCAAUUUCAUAUGCAUAAAGUCCAGAGCUCACCUAGCUUGUGCGGUCCCAACAGCCAACAACACUACAACAACCACCACCAUAUCCACCAGCACCACCACCGUCACUACCCGAACCACCUCCGACAAUCCCUACAACCCUGCCAUGGGUACCAACCUCACAGAGGAGGCGGCAUGCCAACCGAGAAGUUAAUCUCGGUUAGGUCAGUGGAGAGGGCGGAGUCUUGGAGGUACCAAAUGUUUGGCGCCGCCCCAAUCUACCACCAUCACUCGCCUAGGCACAGUGGGGGAAGUGGAGGACCCUGUGACAAAUGUAGUGGUUAUACUGAUAGAAGGUUUGACAGAAAUGACAGUUUCUCACACAGAACUGAGAGUUUCUCACCAAGUCCUCAGUAAUAGGCAAGGAUUAGUUUUCAUUUGCCUGUUGCUUGUGAAGAAGCAUUAUAUAGACUGUUGACUAUGGAACAUUGAAAAAAGACAAAGAAAGAAAGCGUAGGGUGGGAAAGAAUACAUUUUUCGUUUUAAUUUGAUUAUUGAAAUGUACAAACUAUACUUGUAAAUCUAACACCAAUCGUUUUCUUUCUUUUUUCUGAUCAAAUGAUUGUUUAUUUAUUUUUAA